UGAACAUAAUGCCGGCUGGACGGUUGUUCAUUCUAUUUCUUCUGAACACAAUUAUAAAUAUACAUUUAAGCAUUUCUUUUCAAUUAUUAAACCAGUUAAUGGAGAUGAAAGUCAGCCAGAAAUGUAAAGCUGUGCAGCCUACGACAGAAUGCAGUCUCAAAAAGGAACAUAUAAAGUUUGACAACUUCCAGUCUGAUGAAGAAAUAGAAAGAAUAAAAAGGAAAAGAAUUCCUUUUGGUCGAUGUGGGGAGAAAUUCUCCCAAGGGGGCAUUUUUCCUGCUAACUGCACAUUUAGAGCUGAUUGUUGUUCGGCGAGGGGUUGGUGUGCUAAAGGUCCUGAAUCCUGCCUCUGUCCUAAGUGUGUUUACUAUGAAUGGGAGGAAGCGAGAGCCCAUCUUCCUGGAAAUCCAGUUGUACAGCAUACUGAAGAGGAGCAGGGUGAAGAACUCCUAUAUGAUUACACACAAUACAAAUUAGAACCUAGGAUAAGUUGUAAAGAGCAUAUUGUAAUUGUUGUUUUCUCUACUAUAAAUAACUUCAGAAAUAGACAGAUAAUUCGAGAGACUUGGGGUGGUAAAAGUUACUUAAGUAAGUUCAACGCUAGUUUAAUGUUUGUAGUUGGAUCCUAUCCUGAUAAAAAUACACAGGAUAUGCUUCUUCAAGAGUCUUUUAGGUAUGAGGAUAUCCUACAAGGUUUCGUAAAAGAAGAAUAUAAUUUACUCAGCUGGAAAUCUAUCAGUUGGAUUCAUUGGACCAGAGCAAACUGUGCAAAGGUUCCAUGGUUGGUUAAAUCUGAUGAUGAUAUGGUGAAUAAUAUUGAGAUGCUAGCGGAGUAUAUCAACAAAACCGACAACCUGGAGAUGAAGAUUCAUUGUAAAUUAAAUAGCAACCAUGUUUACAGAGCUGGACAGAAAACAACUAAAUGGGAUGUAUCUAUUGAAGAAUACAGGUUUGCUGAAUACCCCCCUAGCUGCUGGGGAGCUCUGUACUUCUUCAAUAAUAUUAUCAGGGAUAAUUUAUUACAGACUUUUGAGAAAAGUGACAAAAAAGUUUUUCGACUUGAUGAUGUUUUUAUUACGGGAAUCCUUGCAAAUGCUUCUAAUAUAAAUCACAGAAAUAUUGGAUCUGUGAUAUCCACAUAUUCAGGCUGGCCCAUUGAUCUUCUAGUUUCACAGGAAAUUUGGUUUGGUCAUUUCUAUCCAAUCAAUGAAGAAACUGAUAAAGCAAGAUAUUGGGCAGGAAGGAUGCUGACCCUAUAAAGGGAUUGUUUGCAUAAUUUCAAGUUAUCUUUCGUUUAAAGAGCUAAUUACUAUUGCUCAAACCACGUUAUAUCCAGGUUUACUUAAAUAGGCUCUUUAACAGACAUCCUAAAUAGAAUACCAAAUAUGCCUUAAUUGAUCAAAUAAAUAUAAA
Messenger RNA from Eurytemora carolleeae, 1413 nucleotides. Its product is annotated as beta-1,3-galactosyltransferase 5. Bases 9 to 1259 code for a protein of 416 amino acids. The transcript has 14 exons. Gene Ontology annotation, molecular function: hexosyltransferase activity. The record is from RefSeq and is a predicted model, not a curated record. Gene Ontology annotation, cellular component: membrane. Lineage: Eukaryota; Metazoa; Arthropoda; Copepoda; Calanoida; Temoridae.